Messenger RNA from Schistocerca americana (American grasshopper), 903 nucleotides. RefSeq names its product brachyurin-like. Bases 1 to 903 code for a protein of 300 amino acids. The transcript is spliced from 6 exons. NCBI's taxonomy places the organism in Eukaryota, Metazoa, Arthropoda, Insecta, Orthoptera, Acrididae. Gene Ontology annotation, biological process: proteolysis. The record is from RefSeq and is a predicted model, not a curated record. Gene Ontology annotation, molecular function: serine-type endopeptidase activity.
AUGUACAAGUUCAAGCGCGACAGAGUAACAGGACGGGAGACUAAUCGGGAAAUAAUGAUACUGCUGGAAUCUGAUGUCCUGGGUGUACCUAGGCGUUCAUUGAGAAUGACAGGGGAUGAGCGCAUCAUCAACGGCGUGGACGCGCCCGACCAGUACCUGUACAUGGCGGCCGUCUUCGCGGACGGGGCGACCCUGUGUGGCGGCACGUUCGUCUCUCGCAGCUGGAUCCUCACCGCCGCGCAGUGCGUCGUCGGGUGGGUAUCAGCGGACGCCCACCUCACCUUCACCUUCAAGCUGGAAGCUCCAAUUCAAGGGUUCACCAUUUGGGAGGUGUGGCUGGGAGUGACGAGUCUGGCGGGAGGUGAUCCUGGUCGCAUCACCAUCGUGUCGGACAACGCCACCGCCAACCCCAGCUACAGCGGCAACAACUACGACAUCGCCGUUAUCAACACCAUCGUCGUCGAGGCACCAGAAAGUGAGACUGCAGCUAACGGCUGCGCGUCGCCGUCGUCGUCGUCUCUUGUUGCAGACCUCGCGCCGGCGGACCUGCCGUUUCGCUCUGACACGCCGGCCAGUCUCAUCGGAGAGGUGGCCGUCAUGACGGGCUGGGGAGCCACUGUGGCAGGAGGGCCGACAGAGACGACUCUGAAGACCGCCAACGGCAGCUUCGCCGGGGAGUGCGGGGCUGGCUACCACGUGUGCAUAUACACGUACAACCAGGUGGACGUCACCACGGGUGACUACGGUGGCCCCCUAACGGUGGCGGGCGUUGGAGUGGGCAGCUAUAAGGUGGUGGGCGUCGCCAUCGGCACCGAUCUCUCUGGUAACCGGUCCGUCUUCACCAACGUCUACCAGAACCUCGACUGGAUCGCCUCUGUCACCGAUCUCCCCAUCUACGAUUAG